AUGAUUUCAUUACGUGUUUUCAGAACAGCAAUAAGAACACUCAGGAAACAAACAUCAGUCAUUUGUGAUGUGGACUUGUUCUAUUUUUCAAACACAGUGCGUCAUCAAUUUUUAGUUUGUUUACAAUUGCAACGGAUUUCGUCAGUCAGACGAAUGGCUACCUCAGAAAAAAAUGAGCCUUGUAUACAACAUGUUCAAAAGUUAAAUGAAUCGGCUAAGUUUCAGUCAAAUGAUUUGGGAACCUCUGCAUGCUCUGCUGCAAGUGGUCUAACAACAACAGAUAAACAUAUGCAUUUGAAAGCAUCUCCACCACCUUGUGUAGCUGGAAUGAAGGUCCUGGAUAAGGACAAAUUCCUGAAGAAAGUCAUAGUGCAGGCCUUACCCAUACCAAGGAAGAAAUUACAUCUGUUUGCAAAGUAUUUCGAAGAGUGGAAAUUUAAAGAGUGUCGUGUUAGCUUAAAGGGAAUGGACACUGAAAAAGAGAAAGGUUUCAAAACAAUUGUGUUUCAUCCAGAUAAAGUUACCUGUUUUGACGAUCUUGGAGAUGACUUCAAGAAACAUUUAAUUGAAGCUGAUAUUGACUUAAGUCAAUGGUUCGAAGAUGAAGUGGAAUUGAACUUUGACAGCUGGAAGGCCAAAGACAUCUUACAAGCAAUUAUUCCACAAGAAUUAGGGAUAGUGUCUGGUUACUCACUCAUUGGCCACAUCAUACAUCUGAACUUGAAGGAGGAACUUUUGGAGUUUAAAUAUAUUAUUGGUCAGGUGCUAUUGGAUAAACAUGGCUAUAUCAGAACAGUUGUGAACAAACUCAGCACUAUUGACAACACCUUCAGAAACUUCCACAUGGAGAUCCUUGCAGGUGAAGAUGACACUAUUACAACAGUCAGAGAGAAUGGAGCUUCUUUUAAAUUUGACUUUUCAAAAGUCUACUGGAAUACAAGGCUAGGUACAGAACAUGCAAGGAUAGCUCUACAAUUGGAAAAACAAGAUUUAAUGUUUGAUGUGUUUGCUGGAGUUGGACCAUUUGCAGUUAUAGCUGCAAGAAGGGGUGUAAAUGUGUUUGCUAAUGACCUUAACCCACAUUCUUAUGAAAGUUUAGUAGAGAACCUUGCCCUUAACAAAGUGAAAACAAAAGUGAAAUGCAGUAAUUUGGAUGGCAGAGACUUCAUAACAUCUGUGAUGAAACCUGAACUUCUUAGAUUGUGGGAUUUAGGUCAUAUGAGAGUUCACAAGACGUAUGCUGUAAUGAAUUUACCAGCAUUAGCCGUGACAUUUCUCGAUGAAUUCAUUGGUCUGUUAUCAGACAGAGCUGGUGAUCAGGACACUUAUCCAGACCAUCUUAUUCCUUUGGUUCACUGCUAUGUGUUUGGAAAGGCAGCCGAUACAAGACAAGCUGCCAAGGACCUUGUAGAAGAGAACAUUGGGGAGUCACUACCAGAUGAUGCCAAGUUGAAGUUUGUAAGAAAUGUGGCCCCUAACAAAGAUAUGUAUUGUGUGGCCUUCAAUUUUCCUAAACACCUGCUUUUCAAGAGUGAUGGAAAGACAUCAACUGUGAAAUCUCAUCAGUCUUCAGAAGAUGAGCCACCAGAGGACGCGUUACCAGAGGAUGAGCCACCAGAGAAGAGGAGAAAGGCUGAUGACGAAUAAUGAUGCUGUUUACUUUGAUAAUGAUUACAGUUACAAAUUAUAACUAUGUGAUAUUUUAUUCUAUGUAAUGACACAAUUCAUUCUAAAACAUUGAACUAGAGCAAAGGAUGGAAUAUAACUGUCCUUCAGUGCUAGAGCUGAUUCAAGAGGUAACUUUUAUUUGUUAAAAAAUAAGUAUAUACACUACCUAAUCGUUUUGUUCAUUUUUUAUAUUUGCAUCAAGGUUGUUUUUAAGUUCCAAAACAAAAUUGCUGUGCAUGUCAUAUAUGUAAAGACAUUAACCUACAAAAUUGAUUAAAAUGGUAAUGAUAAUAACACAAUUUUAAUUGAAAGAUUGAUAAGCUUGCUGUGCCUUGCCCAAGAAUAUUGUGUUUUGUGGUUAUUUUCAGAGGUGUUCAUCGUCCACAAUUUUCAGAUAAAUUUGAUUACUAAAAUCUCUGCUGAACAUAUUAGCACAGGACAGGUCAUUUUCUUCGAGUGACUCUGUUGCGAACAAGGAAGAAGCCUUGAAAAAUAUGUGCAAGUUCAUGAUACCAAGUGACUUGUUUGGCUAGAAUAAAUUUAUUCACUUCUGUAUUUUCUACAUUUCUAGAGAGAAAUGACAAUAUUUUCUGAGUGGUAGGGCAGCACAGUAGACAUUACACUUUCUUUUUACCUAUUGCAGCAAGACUUUUAAUUCCUUAUCACACAUAUGAAAAUUUAAUGAAUCACCUGUCCAUCCAGCCUUUUUUUAAAGUAGAAAUCAUGGACAGAAUGCAAAAUGACACUGGUUAAAAUAUACAACAUUUACAAGGUUAUAAAAAUCCUGGUAUAACCAACAUUGUUUUUGAGUCAUAGGCACAUAGUUUUUUUUUCAGAUAUUCACAAAAAACACCUGUAUCUUUCUACAAAUAUAUACUGAUGUAAAUUAUUCAAACCAUGAUAUGUAAUUGUAAAAUACAUUAACUCUUUGAUUUAUUGUCAUUUUGCUGUUUGAAGUUGCAACAGAAUUUUUCUCUGAACCCCCAAAAUCAAUUACUAUGUUAAGAGUUAUAUUAAGUUUAAUAUCUUGGACAUCAAAUAUUUUUCCUGUGGUACCUUCCAAGUUUGUGCAAACUUCUAACAGCACUCAGUGAUUAAUGUUCAUAAUACAAUGAGUGAUUUGAAAUGAUGCCCAGACUAGAAAUUUCUCUUUGUGUUAUUACAUAUUCAUACAACCAAUUCAUCCUCACUCAUGGCAAGUGAACAUAGUAUUACACAUUGAAAAUUUUUCACUUUGUUAAACAAUCUACCAUCUUUCAAUUUGUAAUAUCUGCAAUGUUCAUAGAUUGACCAUAGCAUUGGAAUUUCAAUCACAUUGUCAUGCCUUUCAUAUUGAACUCCCUUCAUUGGAGCAAACAUCAUUUACCUGUUCAACAAUUUUAGUUUAAUUCAAAGAAAAGCAUUGUUAAUUUUUCAUUAAUAGAAAUGUCUCUUACACUAGUGCACAUGUUUCUUUAUCAUUUACAUAUAAAACUGAAAAUGGAAUUGUUGGCCUGUGAAAGCCAUUUUUCAUAGUUAC
Molecule: messenger RNA, 3187 nt
Organism: Ylistrum balloti
Lineage: Eukaryota; Metazoa; Mollusca; Bivalvia; Pectinida; Pectinidae
Product: tRNA (guanine(37)-N1)-methyltransferase-like
Exons: 4
Coding region: 1-1647 (548 amino acids)
Biological process (GO): tRNA N1-guanine methylation; mitochondrial tRNA methylation
Cellular component (GO): mitochondrial matrix; cytoplasm
Source: RefSeq, a predicted model, not a curated record